Molecule: messenger RNA, 3003 nt
Organism: Linum trigynum
Lineage: Eukaryota; Viridiplantae; Streptophyta; Magnoliopsida; Malpighiales; Linaceae
Source: the annotation of a GenBank genome assembly
AAAUUUAAUUUUAAUGUAAAAUUAUGUUUUGGUAUCUAAAUUUUAUGAGAUUUUCGUACCUACAAUUUUUAAAAUAUACAUAUUGGUCCAAUGUUUAGAUUUCACUUAAAUUCAUUAAUCCAAUUCACCAAUCUUUUUACACAUAUGAAUCCAAUCCACCAUAGCAUACAAGUAUAAAUUUAGUUGGUAACAAACAAGAUGUUUGUACCUACAAUUUUUUAAAUUACAUAUUGGUCCAAUGUUUAGAUUUCACUUGAAUCCAUGAAUCCAAUCCACCAUAACAUAUAAGUAUAAAUUUAGUUUGUAACAUACAAGAUGUUGUAUCACUCAACUGUAAGAGAAGAUAAUGUCAUUUAAUGUUUGCUCAUUACGUGAAACAUUAAAAAUAACCAAAAUUAGUAUACAUUUUUUAUGUAUUCUAAUAACAAGUAUGAACAGGUCCAUACUUAACACGGCUCCCCAACCGUCUAGAGAAUUAAUAAUUGAAUCAUAAUCAAGUGUGAUCUCUUGCGACUGUACAUGUAUGUUUUGUUUGGUAAUAAUAGUUUAUCGCCAUUAUAAACAAAAAUUGAACCAUGAACCACUAAUUUUUUCAGCUCAAUGUCGAGUCCAAUUAAAAAUAAAUAAAUAUGGUUAUUACUUAUUAGAAAAUCAUCAUUUACCACUAUGGGAUUUGAAGGCGUGAAAUUUUAAACGAGUUAUAGUUUGUAUUCAUUUUGCUUCUCUCUAGAGUUUUUCUUUCUCACCCGGGCUAGAGUUUUCAACAAUUAUACAUUAAUUGUUUGGCUAGAUAUCUACAAGACUACAUAUAUCAAAUAAAUAGUUUUUAUUUUUCUAUAAAAAAAAAAAUAAUUAUCAUUUUAAAUACGUCACCAUAAAAGGAAUUAAGCCUCAACUAUGCAAAUUAUAGCUUGGUACCUAAACUUAAUAGAUUUUUAGAUUUAUAACCUUAAUUUAGUUUUUGGCAUAUAAGUCAUCAGAAUAUUGAUGGAACAUUUCAUUUUAGUACCUAAAUUUUUUUUAUUACAUUUUCGUACCUAAUCCUUUGAAUUUCUACAAAUAGGUCUAAUUUUUGUAUGUAUAAUUAAAACACCCUUGAAUAAAUGGGUAUCCAUACCCAACUCAUACACGUUUAGAUUAUGGAAGUAAAUAUUCAUACCCUACUCAAACUCUUCUACAAACUUCCAAACCCAUAUAUACGUCACUCAUACCCUACCCAUAAUCAAUGGGUCUACUUGGAAGUUUCUUUCUCUCUGUAGGAGAGCGCCGUUUUCCUUCUCCCGCUUAGUGGAGUCUGUGGUUACCUGCUGCCGUCGGUCAGCUCUAUACCUCGGAUCUUGUCCGUAGGUUUUUCCCCCAUUUUCUUUCUCAGCCUCGUUUUGAUACGGUGACUUGUAAAGGGUAGCAGUUUCUUGUUUGAAAGUUGUGUCAGGAGAGUUAGCUCCUAUGGCGGAUGAGAUUGAUGAACAGCUGCGAAGCCUCUGUCUAACGGAGGAGGAGGCGCAGGGAGUCCAAGUGGAAAGGACAGAUCUUGACAACGGGAUGGAUGAAACUAUUGAAGAACUGGGUUUGGUGGGCAAGCUUAUAACCCCCAAAGACCCAAAUCUGGCAACACUAUUGGCUACGAUGAAACAAGCGUGGAACCUCAGAAGAAGCUUCGAGAUCCAGAGGCUAGAGCAGUCAGUGUAUGCUCUCCAAUUCUACAGUUUCGAUGAUAGGAAGAAAUUCCUGUAUGGGGGACCAAGACAUUUCAAUCGGCAACCCUUCAUUUUCCGACCGGUGGACAGGGAUAAAGAGCCGUUGGAGAUGGAUUUCACGGAGACAGAGAUAUGGGUCCGGAUUAAAAAGCUACCUCGCUGUAUGAAAACAGAGGCGAUGGCAGAAAAGAUCGCCAACCUGAUUGGUACCUUUAUUAUUCUUGAUAAUCACCGGUCGGGGGUAUGGAGUACAUCAAUGAGACUUAGAGUGUCCAUCAAUGUCUCGAAACCAUUGAGACGUGGGAUUUUGCUGGAGAACGGCGACAAGAAAGCCUGGUACAGAAUAACCUACGAGCGACUCCCAAAUUUCUGCUACAUUUGUGGUAUACUCGGCCAUCAACAAAGAACUUGCCCAAACCCGAAAGCAGAGGACGAGGAAGGAUCGGACGAGCAAUACGGUAAAUGGCUGCAUGCUUCCCCGUUGAAGCAGGUGAGUUUUGUCGAGCGUACAGAAGCUGAUCGAAUGGCAAGUCUGUGGUCGGAGCUCCGGCAGACAAGAGUCUCCGGCGAGAUACGUUUAAGGAAGGAUGCCAGAGACACACCGGAAUUAGAGGACAAUCAAAAUGGAAAACCGAAGGCGAAAAUCAAGCUGAUAGAUUUAUUGGCCGGAAAAAAGGAAAGUCCAAAGAAGAUUAACGAGAUUGAGGGAAUGGAUCUGAGUGAAGGAAAUAAGGAAGGCGAGGGAUUUGGGAGCAGAGAUAUAAGAGGAAAGGAUGUCUGCGUACUGCAGGAGGAAGCGAACGAGAAGGUAGGCAGGGAUGAAGCCGAGUUAGUUUCCUCAAAAGAAAGGGCAGGAAUAUAUGGAAAGACAGCGGGAGUGAAUCAGGAGUCGCUUAGCCCAGCAAGGGGCAAAGAGUCAGCUUUGGGCCCAAGGAAGGGCGAAUUGAAUUGGAUAGGGGAGGCCCAGAUUGAGAUCGUGACGGGUCUGUAGGCGGGGGCUAGUAAUUUGGGCCAGGCCCAUAUAGAUGAAAAAACCCAAUUCAAUAGUGAAGCAGCGACAGUGGAUAAGUUGAAAGGCAGCUGGAAGAGGUUGGUUAGAGAUAAGAUUCAGAGGGAGGUGGAGGUGCUGGGAGGAAAAGAGGAUGGCAAGCGAAAGGGGAGGGAGGAAGAGAAAGAAACUCUACAGAAGGUGGGAUUGGAAGGAAACAAAAAACAAAAAAUGGCUGCUCGAGGAAUCGCUCCGAACCCAAAGGCGGACCUUGCCACAGAGCAACGCCACCUAUCACAAUGAAAAUCAUAAGCCUUA